CAGAGGUCAUAAGGUGUGGCAGAAGCAGCAGUGCUGCAGAAGCUGUAAGAAAAGGGAUGUGGAUGACAGCGUGAGAUGAAGGCAGGAGAAGGCUUAUGGAAUUAGUGUACUUAAGAGGGCAGUGUGUAGGCAUUUGAGGCAGGCAGCGAGGGGUGUCUAGCAAGCACAUGGGCAUUUGAGAAGUCUCUGGGGAAACGAAGUUCACCUUCGAGAUCACCAUGCCCCAUAUAGGCCUGCUCAAUCACUUCAGUCUGCAGAACUAGCACUGUUACGGGUGACACACUUCAGAACUCUGCCCAUUGACCACAGUAGGACAAUGGCUUCAGUUGCUGAGCGGACUUUCAUCGCCAUCAAGCCUGAUGGAGUACAGCGGGGCUUGGUGGGAGAAAUUAUCAAGCGAUUUGAACAGAAGGGAUUCAAACUGGUAGCCAUGAAAUUCAUGCAUGCCUCUGAAGAUCUUCUCAGUGAACACUACAGUGACCUGAAGGAUAGGCCAUUCUUUGCUGGGCUAGUUAAAUAUAUGCACUCUGGACCUGUUGUAGCCAUGGUAUGGGAAGGCCUCAAUGUAGUUAAGACCGGAAGAGUCAUGCUGGGAGAAACUAAUCCUGCAGAUUCCAAACCUGGCACAAUUCGUGGUGACUUCUGCGUGCAAGUUGGCAGAAAUAUAAUUCAUGGCAGUGACUCUGUAGAAAAUGCUGAGAUUGAAAUCAACCUAUGGUUCACACCAGAAGAAAUUGUUGACUACACAAGCUGUGAGCACCCAUGGAUCUAUGAUUAAAGCCUAAUGUAUUACUUGUGUAUUCCUUUGUUCUGUUUAUCUGGAAACAGUUCCUACCUCCAAUAUCCUCUAAAAUUGUUUCCCCUUCCCUCUC
Molecule: messenger RNA, 872 nt
Organism: Lacerta agilis (Sand lizard)
Lineage: Eukaryota; Metazoa; Chordata; Lepidosauria; Squamata; Lacertidae
Gene: NME1
Product: NME/NM23 nucleoside diphosphate kinase 1
Exons: 5
Coding region: 317-778 (153 amino acids)
Biological process (GO): GTP biosynthetic process; UTP biosynthetic process; CTP biosynthetic process
Molecular function (GO): nucleoside diphosphate kinase activity
Source: RefSeq, a predicted model, not a curated record